AUGUCGGAAAGGAUUAAGCUCCUUGUGCAAAAGCGGACCUCCCUAAAGUCUCAGAUCACCAAUUUAGGCAAUCUUCUCGAUAAAGGAAAGAUAGAUAACGCCGCAUUAAAAUUAAGAAUCGCCCGUCUAACAGAUUUAUAUCAUGCAUUUGAGGAACAUAACGAUGAACUCAUGAUAUUGGAGCCGGAUGAGGGUCAUCGAAAUGAGUUCGCGCAAGUUCAACAACGGUUUUAUGAUCUGGCGGGUAAGGCCGAAAAUAUUUUAAACCCGGUGAAUAUUCCGAACGCGGACACCGGUACAACAGACGACGAACUGCGAACCGGUACAUCAGGCGACGAGCCGCGAAUCGGUACAACAAGCGACGAGCCGCGAAUUGAUAAUGGAUCAAACAUCGCUCCCGUCAAGAAACGGCGAAUCAAAUUACCCGACGCGCCACUGCCGACGUUCAACGGCAAGUACGAAAACUGGCUCUCAUUCAAAAACGCGUUUAGUAACAUGAUAGGGUCGCAAACCGAUUUGUCGGAUGUAGACAAAUUGCACUAUUUAAAAUCCGCAUUAAUCGAGGAAGCAGCGAAUAAGGUAAAAAUUUUCGCGGUCAACGGAAUAAAUUAUUCAAACGCAUGGGAACUAUUAGAGCGCUCAUAUGAAGUGAAAAGAGUCUUAGUAUCUCGACAUCUUUCACUUAUCUUAAAUACACCGACAUUAGAUAAAGAAACGACGAGCGGUCUAUCUAAACUCGCUGAUGAUACUCAACAGCAUAUUGCUUCAUUGAGCGCGCUGGGAGUUUCCGUCGGGUCCGAAAUGAUCGUACACAUUCUAGAAAGCAAGUUGCCGAAGACCACAUUAGAAAGAUGGGAAGCGAGUCUCGAAAGAGACGAAUUUCCGAAUCUCGAACAGAUGUACGAAUUUUUGUACAAGGCCGCGGUUUGUGCAUCGAGACGCGAAAGGAUAAAGAUCGCGGACAAUGAGAGAGGUAAGGGCGAGCCCCCGGUUAAGAGGAAGCGUUAUUCCGCGAAUCAAGCGUUCGUACUAAACUCAUCGCGUAAUUGCGUGGCGUGCAAAACCAAGCGACAUCCUCUAUACUUGUGUGACAAGUUCAAACAACUGUCCGUGCCUAAACGUAUCGAGUUAGUAAAGAACGCAAAGAUCUGUUACAACUGUCUGCGCUCACAUCGUGAUAGCCCUUACAAAUUUUCAAGUUGCACUAUUUGCCAAAAGCGACACAACACACUCUUGCAUUAUGAUAAAUACGCGAACGCUGGCAAACCGGAUGCAUCGAAACCUGCGACGGUCACAGCCGCAUGA
Molecule: messenger RNA, 1305 nt
Organism: Vollenhovia emeryi
Lineage: Eukaryota; Metazoa; Arthropoda; Insecta; Hymenoptera; Formicidae
Exons: 1
Coding region: 1-1305 (434 amino acids)
Source: RefSeq, a predicted model, not a curated record